This is a messenger RNA of Trichoderma gamsii, 855 nucleotides long. RefSeq lists its product as hypothetical. The record is from RefSeq and is a predicted model, not a curated record. Bases 1 to 855 code for a protein of 284 amino acids. Lineage: Eukaryota; Fungi; Ascomycota; Sordariomycetes; Hypocreales; Hypocreaceae. The transcript has a single exon. Gene Ontology annotation, molecular function: protein binding.
AUGUCGUCGCCAAGUGCCGCUUCUGCUCCCGUGGAGGAGCAGAAGGUCGAGUCACCAUCGGCAGUACUCGACUCUGCCCAAGAAACCGUAAAGGAUGAGCAUCUUGACGACGACGGCACUGCAGCCGAGGCUGGAGAAGUGACCGACGACGCUGAAUCUGAAGCAGCAGAGAACGGUGCCAAACCUGCCGACAAAUCACCAGGAGAGGCUUCGUCUCCUAGUGCUGCUGGAGAAGCGCCGCCCCUACCGAACGAAGCCGUUCCUGAUGGCCCGCCCCUGCCGAAUGAACCAGCGCCCCAAAAUUCAGACGAUGACGGAUGGGAUUGCCAGUGGGAUGCGAAUAGCCAAUCGUGGUUCUUCUACAACCGAUACACAGGCAAGACUCAGUGGGAAAACCCUCGAGUGCCAGACACAAGCGCUGCGACCACCUCGCAAGGGGUAGCGCCGCAGCCGCCUUCGGAUGAGAAGCCUGUUGCUGGCGGCUACAACCCUGCCGUUCAUGGCGACUAUGAUCCGAACGCAUGGUAUGCCAAGAAUGACGAAGAGGAUGAACGUGCUUCUGCUGGCUUCGCUGGCGAUCCCGCUGCCAUCUACGGCGCCACAGCCUCCUUCAAUCGCUUCACUGGGGCCUUCCAGUCCGGCGAUGCUGGCCCUGAGCGGCACUCCGACGAAGCCAAGGCAAAGCGUCAGAUGAACGCGUAUUUCGACGUGGAUGCCGCGGCAAACGCCCACGGUGGCCGCAGCUUAAAGGCCGAACGCUCAAACAAGAAGCCAACCAAGAACGAGCUAAAGGCCUUCAAAGAAAAGCGGCGGGCUAGAAAGGAAGAGAAGCGCCGAGCUUGGCUGCGCGACUGA